This is a messenger RNA of Pieris macdunnoughi, 807 nucleotides long. NCBI's taxonomy places the organism in Eukaryota, Metazoa, Arthropoda, Insecta, Lepidoptera, Pieridae. The record is from the annotation of a GenBank genome assembly.
AUGGCUGAAACACGCCGUGGUUACAUAUUUGGUGCAUUCCUGUCAGGAGUUUUGUGUGUUCUAUUAAUUAUUGUGGCCAUCGCCAGCGAAGGAUGGGUGGUGUCAACCGCAAGUACGACCGACCAGUUCAAAGACAGUACCGUACAAUACGGUCUGUUCCAAGGGGAGUUGGUUCUGAAUCUGCUUGUGACACCUUCACACAACAAGCUCUAUAUGACUUGUGUAUCUGACGUGAACGCGUGCGCAGUUAGUUGCAAGACUGAGGCUCAAGCAAGAGAAGAAGAAGUACGCGCUCUUUCCAAAGGCUACAGACCGAACCAGGCAUGCGUGUCUGUAACCACUGUCGAUACAAGCAAUCCACUUGAGACCCCACCAGUAAUAGCGUACAGUUUGUACAUAAGUCUGGUCACGUUGUUGAUUGUGCAUGUAGCCGUGGCCUCAUGCGCGGCGGGACUCGCUAUUCUCAAUGCGACCAAGAAUCCUACUGAACCUAUAUUUGGGUUGCCAGGAUGUUUAUGGACCAACGUGGCAGCGGCAGUCGUCGGUGUGACGUUCCUACUGUUCUUUGGCGUAUACUGGGCUGUGUCUGGUUGGAAUGACCACCUUGCCUUCUCUUAUACAGCCCUAGGCUUAUUGAGGCCCUCACCACACCUUGGGUUUUCAUAUUGGCUGUUACUCGUAUCGUGCCUCUGCUCUCUGGUAAAUAUAGCCCUUCUCUGGACGCGCAGCUACUUACUUGAACGAGAUCCACCACCACCUACCAUUAAGCUUGAGAAUCAUUCAGAUGGUACCGUCUUCCUUUAUUGA